Messenger RNA from Metarhizium brunneum ARSEF 3297, 2037 nucleotides. Lineage: Eukaryota; Fungi; Ascomycota; Sordariomycetes; Hypocreales; Clavicipitaceae. The record is from RefSeq and is a predicted model, not a curated record.
AUGGAGUGUCUUCUAACUCCCAAGGCCUUUCAUCACCAUGAUGCCGCGACUCCUCAAGACUCUGCCACUUCGGCCUUCUCCGCAAGCCAGUGGGCAUACCCAGAAGUGCCGAGGGGCCGGAAGAAGCUCAAACAUGGCAUCGAGAACCCUUUACACCGUCUUCUUCCCAGACAUGCUCAUCGAGAUCUGGGACACAAUGUGGCGAAACCCAGUGCCACAAGCGCCAUGGAAAAAGAACUGUUGGACAUUUUGCCGCCGCAUGAUUCAGGCUUGGUACUCAUCAACAACUAUUUUGACAGAAUCCACUGGUUCAUGCUCUUGUUCCACCAGACAGACUUUCGAGACAAGUUUGAGCAGCUGCACACACUGAGACAACAAGGCCCGGCAAAAGUUCCAGCCAGUCAGUGCGGAUACAUGGCUGUGUUGCUGGCUGUUUGCGCAAUCAGUAUCGAGUACACCACCCCCUCUCAAAAGGAUGACCUGACGAGAAAAGGCAUUCAGCCAGACCGUCUGAAAGAGCGUAUUCUCUCGGCUCUGAGACUCAGGCUACUCGACAUCUUGGCCAUGGGCUCUCUCGAAGCCGUUCAGACAUGUGUUCUGCUGAGCAGCUACUACCUCUACCACGGACAGCCAGAACUGGCCUGGCCUCUCUGUGGGUGCGCACAGCGCAUUGCGCAAGCUCUGAACCUCCAUAGAAACGUCAAAUCUCUGGGUGGCUCCGAGCACGGGCAGAUGGAGCAGCCUGUGAUUGCCGCCAGACAGCGUUGCUGGUGGGCAGUGUAUGAGAUAGAGACGACAUGCUCCAUAAUGUACGGGUUUCCCUCGAGCAUUUCGGAUCAAGACUGCGAUGCCGAGGCGUUGGAUCCCCACGAUGAGUCCUCCGCUUCGACGGCUGGUUUUGCGCCCCUUCCCGAGCCGAAUCUCUUGGUUUACAAGUGCGCCAUGUCAUCCCUGACCAAGAUUGCCAAGUGUGCCUUGACAGACCUCUAUGGCAACCCGAGUCACAUGGACAAUGCAAAAAGGUCGGAUUCGGGGCAUACUGCGCGUUUGCACAGCCUGAUGAGCAAAGUGUCUGACCUUGACAAAACACUUGCUCAGUGGCUGAAUGGACUUCCUGUGAAAUUACGGCCGACCGAGCUGGAUUUAAAGUCUAGUCUCGGCUGUCCAUUACCUGCGCAGCACAACAACCACGUUUCCUUUCGGGAGCAGCUCUUUCAAUUGCAGGCCUUGGCUCUGAAACUAGCCUAUGAAAACUCCAGGAUCCUCAUCCACCGACCCCUGUUGUCCUUUAACAUGGCGGCAUCGGAAGCCGGCUCGCCACGUCAAGCCGCGUCGCCCGACCCCUUUCAGCACUCGGUAGAGACAUGUCGGGAUGCCGCGUUGCAAAUCGCAAUGACGGGGUCCAUCCCAAUAUUCUACCACGCGACAAAGACGUACAUUGUCUCGUUUGUGUCUCUGCACCUAUUCACGGCAGGAGUCACGCUCUGCAUCAUGGCAAGUCUGGAUCCUCUACGUCCCCAGUCGCACGAAUCCAAGGUAGGUAUCCGCGCGUUGAUGGAGAUGCAAAAUGUCCUCAAGACGAAAUCAAUCGUCGCAACGCAGGGGCUCGGCAUCCUGCGCAAUCUUUUAUCCCUCGUCAUGGCAAAAGAAAUCGACGUCAUGUUCCAACCUGGCACCGUGGGCGUGGAUGAUGAGCCAGAGACAAGAAACACUUUGCCUGCUGGUGCGCAACCCCAAAUUGCCGAGCCUAAUGCUUUGUAUCAAUGUGACAGAGAUGUAGCAGCGGAGGCGCCCCGGCCGGAAGGACACGACGACACCGCAUCGCGUGCGCAGGACCUUGGUCCGGGCGCAGAUUCUGGGUUUUGCGAGAACCUUUGCAUGACGGAAGCGUUGUUAGACUUUGAACAGGUAAUCGGUUACUCAGGUGGCCACCUGGCGACUGGUCAACAGUCGGCGUCUCUGGGCGAUUCUCUGCCUACGAAUCAGUUUGUUGGACAGGAUCAAGGAUGGCUAUGGGGCUGGAACCUUGACGUCUAG